This is a messenger RNA of Equus caballus (horse), 3915 nucleotides long. It is a transcript of the gene CNGB3, whose product is annotated as cyclic nucleotide gated channel subunit beta 3. Gene Ontology annotation, molecular function: intracellularly cGMP-activated cation channel activity; intracellularly cAMP-activated cation channel activity; protein-containing complex binding. Gene Ontology annotation, cellular component: plasma membrane; photoreceptor outer segment; intracellular cyclic nucleotide activated cation channel complex. NCBI's taxonomy places the organism in Eukaryota, Metazoa, Chordata, Mammalia, Perissodactyla, Equidae. The record is from RefSeq and is a predicted model, not a curated record. Gene Ontology annotation, biological process: monoatomic cation transmembrane transport.
UAAUAUCAAAAAGAAAUAUACCAUGUAGACUUUUACUACAUAAUAUACCAACUUAAGUAUAUUUUUCAUUAGUUGGAAGGUGUCUCCAGGAUAACUCCUCCGGCAUCAGGUCCUAAUUGGUUUAGCAGGAAUCCUAGGGGAGGCCAUCCUGAGAAAACCAUUCCAGAAAAACAAAUAGCAUCUCUGUAGCUUAUGUUGUCCCAUACGGCUGUAUCAAGAGUGGUGUAUAUUCUUCUAUCUGUAUGUUGUUUCCUUUCCAUAGAUACAAGCUCUGAGAAAAACUCCCUCAGAGAUCUGCCCACAAACUCUGACCCUAAAAAUCUUGAGGAAUCAACCAGAACGAUGCCAGAGCAGCAGGAAAUGGGGACUGAGAAAGAAGGCCUGGUCAGUCCAAAGAGCAAACCACCUGAAGCCCCCAUUAUAAACGAGUAUUCUGACGCCCAGCUACACAACCUGGUAAAGAGGAUGCGUCAAAGAACGGCCCUGUACAAAAGGAAGUUGGUGGAAGAUGAUUUAUCCUCACCUGAAGCCAGCCCCAAAACUGCAAAACCCACAGCUGUAUCCUCAACCCAAGAAAGCAAUGCUCAGCCCAAAGAAGAACAUUACUAUCACGUGUUGUGUUGGAAACUGCGGAAGAUGCCUCUGACAGAGUACUUAAAGCGGAUGAGACUCCCGAGAAGCAUAGAUUCGUACACGGAUCGUCUCUAUCUCCUGUGGCUCCUGCUCGUCACCGUGGCCUAUAACUGGAACUGCUGGCUCAUCCCACUGCGCCUCGUCUUCCCGUAUCAGACCCCAGACAACACACACUACUGGCUCAUCACGGACGUCGUGUGUGAUCUCAUCUACUUUUGCGAUAUGCUGUUAAUCCAGCCCAGACUCCAGUUUAUAAGAGGAGGAGACAUCAUAGUGGAUUCAAAUGAGCUAAAGAAACACUACAGGAGUUCUACAAAAUUUCAGUUGGAUGUCGCAUCAAUAAUUCCAUUUGAUGUUUUCUACCUCUUCUUUGGGUUUAAUCCAAUAUUUAGGACAAAUAGAGUAUUAAAGUACACCUCAUUUUUUGAGUUUAAUCACCAUCUGGAAUCGAUAAUGGACAAGGCCUAUAUCUACAGAGUCAUUCGAACAACUGGGUACUUGCUGUUUACUCUGCACAUUAAUGCCUGUAUUUAUUACUGGGCUUCAAACUAUGAAGGAAUUGGAACGACUAGAUGGGUGUACGAUGGUGAAGGAAACAAGUAUCUGAGAUGUUAUUAUUGGGCAGUUCGAACUUUGAUUACCAUUGGGGGCCUUCCAGAACCACAAACUACAUUUGAAAUUGUUUUUCAACUGUUGAACUUUUUUUCGGGAGUGUUUGUCUUCUCCAGCUUAAUUGGUCAGAUGCGAGAUGUGAUCGGGGCAGCGACAGCUAACCAGAACAACUUCCGGGCCUGCAUGGAUGAGACCAUCGCCUACAUGAACACUUACUCCAUCCCCAGGAGUGUGCAGAAUCGGGUGCGGACUUGGUAUGAAUACACAUGGGACUCUCAAAGAAUGCUCGAUGAGUCCGACCUGCUUGAGACCCUGCCAACGACCAUGCAGCUAGCCCUCGCCUCCGACAUGAAUUUCAGCAUCAUCAGCAGAGUCGACCUGUUCAAGGGUUGUGACUCACAGAUGAUUUAUGACAUGUUGCUAAGAUUGAAGUCCACUAUCUAUUUACCUGGUGACUUUGUCUGCAAAAAGGGAGAAAUUGGCAAGGAAAUGUACAUCAUCAAGCAAGGAGAAGUGCAAGUUCUUGGAGGCCCUGAUGGUGCUCAAGUUCUGGUUACUCUGAAAGCUGGGACAGUGUUCGGAGAAAUCAGCCUUCUGGCAGCAAGAGGAGGGAACCGUCGAACUGCCAACGUGGUGGCCCAUGGGUUUGCCAAUCUUUUAACUCUGGACAAAAAGACCCUGCAAAAGAUUCUGGUGCAUUAUCCAGACUCUGAGAAGCUGCUCAUGAAGAAAGCCAGAGUGCUUCUCAAGAAAAAGGGUCCGGCCGCAGAGGCCACCCCUCCAAGAAAAGGACUUGCCCUUCUCUUCCCUCCAAAGCAAGAGACCCCCAAAAUGUUUAAAGCUCUCCUGGGGGGCUCGGAAAAGCCAGAUCUCUCAAGACUGCUCAAACUGAAGAGAGAACAAACUGUUCAGAAAAAAAGUGAAAACUCUGAAGGAGGAGAGGGUAAAGAAAAAGAACAUGAAGAUAAAGGAAGAGAGUCAGCAGAGAAAACACUGGAUGGGUCUAAACGCAGAGCAAGUUCUGCCUCAGCAGAGGAAGCGCCCCGGUCGACUAGCAGGGCAGCCUUACCCAGAGAAACUAGCUGUCAGUCACUCAUCAUCAGCAUGGCUGCUUCUGCCGAGGCCGGGGAAGAGGUCCUGACGAUUGAAGUCAAAGAAAAGGCUAAGCAAUAAACGUGUGAUUAUCUUCGGGUGUAUUCCGGCUAGUUCCCAAAGACACUGUACCCAAGAUUGCAGCUUAAAUUAAUGAGAGGAAAGGACCUUGCCAGGACCGUUGAGAAACCACAGGCAAAUCCCUGGCUUAGUUUCUAGGACUUCUCUGAGGGUGUGAUCUUAAGCAGUGGUAAUAAGAAGAUUAUUAAAAAACCGUCCCUAUUCUCUGUUGUCAUUAGCUUUGUGCAGUUGGUGUUUCUCCUUACUGUAUGUUGUAGGGUUUUUUUUUCUUCUUCUGUUCUUUCUUGACGAUGUUUCUUCCUUCCAUUUUGAUUAGCUUGGUCUUGGCUCUGAAGUAAAUCCCUAACCUUUUCUCUUAAAUCUUUGUGUGUGUUAAAGGCUUGGAUGGCACUGUUAGUCUUGGUUAAAUGUUCUGUGUGUAUGAAUAGUCUCUCUUACUUGUAGGGGAGUAUGAGAUUUUAAUAAAAUGUCAAAAGUCAGGUGAUUUGCAGUCAAAGGAGGGUGAUGAGUAAUUCAAAUAUCAAAUCAACCCAGCAGCUGGGACUAAAAGGCAGCAGAGAAAAUGGAUGUGAAAUCUGACACAGAAGCGUCCCCUGGAGAGGAAUGCUGGUCAGCAGGACCAAGAAACCCAUGGGCAAAAUCACACUGCAGAAACAGUUGGAAAAAUUGUACCCUUCGCUAAAGAAACAAACUUUAAUAUUUUCCCUCAUACUGAUGUAAAAGGCAACAAUCUACCUAGUCACGGGGCUCAACAGAUGACGACAGGGGGAAUAAGAUCGUCCCCGAGCAUUUGCUUCAAAAGGUACCAGAUCUGAGCUUCUCGUUGUUUUCAGCUUUAGUAAAAAGUGAUGAGGUUAGGAGGCAGACUGUACACGUGUCAGACUGACAUAUCCCUACAAUUUGCAGAACCUCCGUGUACGGCUGUUUACAAAAUCUCCAAGUUAAUUAAGCGCACUUUAGGAACUUGUCCUCAUGAAUCAGUGAAUAUUAGCAUAAUUACCAAAGUCUCAUGCUGUGAGGGGGCUGAAAAAGCCAGGCUGAUGUCGGAAGUGAUGGUACGUGUGGAAUCCCAUUCUAAUAAGUGCCAUUAGUAUAUAACACAUUAAGGUCUGUAUCAGAAGCCUAUUUCCAAGUCCCAGAAGAUGGUCAUCGUCACAGCCCUUUGCUGAGAGGGUUUUAACAAAUUCUAUUAGCCAAAAAGCCUACAACACAGAUGCAUUCAGCAAACCGGGCGUAAAUCGAUUGCUAUAAUAAAAUGUAUCAUUUGGUAAAGUCAUCGUUUUUUAAUCUAGUGUUCAACUAUCAUGAAAACAUGGCGAGUUUUACCAAAGGUGGGCUAGUGCUUUUCAGGAUUUAAAGGAAUGGAGAGAAAUUGUUAAAUAGUGCUUAAUUGAUAAAUGGGAGUUUGUGUGUAGAAAGAGUGAUUAGAAAAACCAGAAAGAAAAGGUGGAAAUAGGGCCUGAAAAGAGUCUGAUAAAAAAAAAAAAAAGGAAAAAA